UCGAUGUUGAUAUCAUCGAAAAGUAAGUAAACCAAAGCAAACAAAAACUAUUUUAACAAGUUCCAACCCCAGAAAAGUUUUAUUUAAUUUUGGUAAAAUUUUACCCUGAUGAACACAAUGAGUGACACAGGGUCAGGAAAAUUGGUGGAAGAAUCUUUGAAAAGGAAGGAGAAACUUAGACUUCUUAGAGAAAAGGCCCAGAAGUUGGAACAGAAAAAUGGCGGAGAAUGUGGCGGUCAGUUGUCGAGGCCGGUAUUCAGAAGCUACAAACCUCAAAAUGAAAAUACAUUAGGCGAGAUUAUUCCACAACAACCAUCCGGAGAUAUCGAAGACGCUGUUGAGGACCAAUUGAGUUUGAUUAGUAGCACCACUGUUGUAGAGGAUAUAGACAUAGACAAUUUGGCACCUCGUAAACCUGAUUGGGACUUAAAGCGAGAUGUUGCCAAAAAAUUGGAACGUUUGGAUCGCAGAACGCAAAAGGCUAUAGCCGAGUUAAUUAGGGAUCGACUGAAAAGUAACCAGGAAGGCCAAGAUAUAUUCCAGGCCGUAAAUGUAGCAACAGCCCAUGUAGGAAGUAAAAAUGGCUAGUAGGGUAUUAUUUAAUUUAAUUUUUAUUACAAACAACUAUUAAUAAUGUUUUUCUAGAAAUUA
Molecule: messenger RNA, 651 nt
Organism: Musca domestica (house fly)
Lineage: Eukaryota; Metazoa; Arthropoda; Insecta; Diptera; Muscidae
Product: coiled-coil domain-containing protein 12
Exons: 2
Coding region: 109-588 (159 amino acids)
Cellular component (GO): U2-type spliceosomal complex; post-mRNA release spliceosomal complex
Source: RefSeq, a predicted model, not a curated record